Messenger RNA from Eruca vesicaria subsp. sativa (arugula), 1793 nucleotides. Lineage: Eukaryota; Viridiplantae; Streptophyta; Magnoliopsida; Brassicales; Brassicaceae. The record is from the annotation of a GenBank genome assembly.
AUGGAUAAGUUUCUUUACCAUAGGAAACUCUGGGAGAUGAAGGUUAGGCUUUUAGGAGAGACUAAGGUUGAGAAACUUAGGAACUCCUUUGUUUCUAGGUCUCGUACGAGCCUGUGGAUGAUUCGUGCUGUUACCAUAUUGUUGCUUUGGAGUUGUUGCGUUCAUUUGAUGGCUUUGGGAGAGAUGUGGGGACCGAGAUUGUUCAAAGGUUGGCCAUCUUGUUUUAAUCAGCAUGAACUGUCCACUGUUGCAGAGAUGAGGUCUCUCCCUACUAAGAUCGCCCUUCCGCCUAAAAGGGUAUAUCACAACAAUGGUUAUCUUAUGGUUUCCUGCAAUGGAGGACUCAAUCAAAUGCGAGCAGCUAUAUGCGAUAUGGUGACUGUUGCAAGAUACAUGAAUGUCACACUUGUUGUGCCUGAGCUUGACAAGACCUCGUUUUGGAACGAUCCAAGUGAGUUUAAAGACAUAUUCGAUGUGGAUCACUUCAUAACUUCGUUAAGGGAUGAAGUUCGAAUACUUAAACAGUUGCCUCCAAGGAUUAAGAAAAGAGUUGAGCUUGGAAUGUACCACGAAAUGCCUCCUAUUAGCUGGUCAAACAUGUCUUACUACCAAAAUCAGAUUCUUCCACUGGUUAAGAAGCACAAGGUGUUACACCUUAACAAAACAGAUUCAAGACUCGCUAAUAAUGGACUGCCUCUGGAGGUUCAGAAGCUGAGGUGCAGAGUGAAUUUCAAUGCGCUUAAGUUUACUCCUCAAAUUGAAGAAUUAGGUAGACGAGUGGUCAAGAUUCUGAGAGAGAAAGGACCCUUUCUCGUUCUCCAUCUCAGAUACGAGAUGGAUAUGUUAGCAUUUUCCGGCUGCUCACAUGGUUGCAACCCUGAGGAAGAAGAAGAACUAACAAGAAUGAGAUAUGCUUAUCCAUGGUGGAAAGAGAAAGUUAUAAACUCUGAGGUGAAGAGGAAGGAAGGCCUUUGCCCUUUAACACCCGAGGAAACUGCUCUCACGCUUACUGCUUUGGGCAUUGACCGUAACGUUCAACUUUACAUAGCUGCUGGAGAGAUCUACGGUGGUGAGAGGCGGAUGAAGGCUUUAACAGACGCAUUUCCAAAUGUGGUCCGGAAAGAAACGCUACUUGAUUCCUCUGAUCUUGAUUUUUGUCGGAACCAUUCAUCUCAAAUGGCUGCACUUGAUUACCUAGUGGCUGUUGAGAGCGAUAUAUUUGUUCCAACUAAUGAUGGGAACAUGGCGAGAGUCGUUGAAGGUCAUCGCAGGUUCUUGGGAUUUAAGAAGACAAUUCAGCUGAAUAGGAAGUUCCUAGUUAAGUUGAUAGAUGAAUAUAACCAAGGAUUGUUGACUUGGGAUGUGUUCUCUUCCAUGGUAAAGGCGUUUCACUCUACUCGUAUGGGAAGCCCUAAGAGACGGUUAGUGAUUCCUAAUAAACCGAAGGAAGAGGACUACUUCUACGCAAACCCACAAGAAUGUCUGCAGCUGUUAGAUGAACCAUUGAGAGUCAUUUGAAUAAGAUGACUUCAUCAUUGGGGAGAGAUAAGCUCUAGUUUACACUCUGAAAGAUGAAGUUACAGUGUGUUUUUACAGAUUUAAGUUACUUAGGGUUCUUGGUGAAUAGAUUUCUGAAAAGGUUUCCAUGGAUGGAGAGGAAAAAAAUGUUGAUUGAAGCUUACAUUGUAAAGUUUGGCAUCCAUGGCCUUGCCAGUUUUGUUAGCUAAAUAAAAAGUGCCAUUUUAUGUAAAUAAAAGCCUGUUACAUUAAUAUUAUAUAUAUAUAUAUUCCAG